GGCUUUAUUAACAGCUGGAAUAUUCAGUCAGCCUGUAAUUAUUUUUCUUUUAAUAUCUCUAUCCCUUUGGGUCCAGGAAGUGGGCCAUGCUUAUCCCGGUCCCACUUCUUGGAUUCUUGUCGUCCUCAUUUUGGUCCUUUCCUGUUGACUAUCAACCUAGUUCGGUGAAAAAUAAGUAACGCCUCGCUUUAGGCCAUUCGUCCCAUUUUGGGCCUACUUUUGGACAUCAAGGGCCAGCUAUAUAUGCCUCCCGUUUCCGCAUCCCUUAUCUCUCAGGUCAUUUAACACAAUAUCCACUGAAAAUGGAUGGCGAUAUUGGUAUUGUCAACUGGAUAUCCUGUGACAAAGGCGCAAUUUUGAAUCGCAUUUUCUCGAAAACAAAAGGGAAGGAAGAAAUGGCAAGCUUGGGGUUCAUUGUGCUGUUCAUCGGCGUUCAUCUUGAGAGAUUCGACGAGAAUGGUUUGGUUUCUGAUAUUAUUGGGAGAUGUGUCCGUUCUGCAAACAGGCCUUUCCCCCAGCACAGGUACAGGACCAUCUUCAGGGACAGCAUGACGUAACACAGUGUCAAGACUGCGACGUCCAACUCACUAAUGAUUCAAUGGACGAACAUCUCAUCAAGGAGCAUCAUUAUCUGGUCCAAGAGCCUUCGGGAGUUGUCUAUGAACCUGGUGAGCAGAAGUCUGGAGUCUCGACAAGGGAGGCCGUUGUGGUGCCGAAGAAAUACAAUGCUCCCGGUUAUUGUCCCAAAUGUGGAAUAUGGAGUGACAAAUUGGAUGAGCAUCUAAGGCGCAAGCAUAAUAUCCGCAGAACGGAUAAGAAAUGAUUCAAAGGGCAAAGGGUGGACUGCGAGGCGGGUGGGGAUAAGUCCUAUUCCGCCAAUCAUGUUUAUAAA
Molecule: messenger RNA, 892 nt
Organism: Ilyonectria robusta
Lineage: Eukaryota; Fungi; Ascomycota; Sordariomycetes; Hypocreales; Nectriaceae
Exons: 1
Coding region: 485-823 (112 amino acids)
Source: RefSeq, a predicted model, not a curated record